Micropterus dolomieu (smallmouth bass) is the source of this 5702-nucleotide messenger RNA. RefSeq names its product complement C3-like. The transcript has 45 exons. The record is from RefSeq and is a predicted model, not a curated record. The coding region runs from base 4 to 5250 and encodes 1748 amino acids. Gene Ontology annotation, molecular function: protein binding; endopeptidase inhibitor activity. Gene Ontology annotation, cellular component: extracellular region. NCBI's taxonomy places the organism in Eukaryota, Metazoa, Chordata, Actinopteri, Centrarchiformes, Centrarchidae.
AACAUGAGUCAGUGGAUGCUACAGGGCAUUUUAUUUUUCGUGCUUCUCUGCAACUGCGAUGGACAGACAGAAAGUAAAAGAAGGUUACCCUGGCGACACAGAUUUGUCUCAGCAGAAACAUUCUUUGAUAUGCACGGCGCUGCAGACCCAGGGGUCUCAAUUAGUUCUGCACCGAGGUUCACCCUUCUGGCUCCAGAUCUGCUGAGGACAGACAGCCAGGAGAACAUCUACCUACAGGCAGACGGUCUAUCCAACCCCAUCACUGUCUCCAUCUCUAUCCAGGACUUCAGUAAGACUGCCACACUCCUCCAGGACUCUGUCACACUCAAUGUGGAAAAUGGAUACCACAUUCUCAAAUCCAUACAGCUUCCCUCGAAUCAGUUGAAUCGUGAAGAGAAGAAGAACAAGUUUGUGCAUCUGAAGGUGAACUUUGAGGGCUUCCACUAUGAGGAGAGGGUACUCAUGGUGUCCUUUCACUCUGGAUACAUCUUCAUCCAGACAGACAAACCCAUCUAUAACCCUGGAGACACUGUUCGGUUCAGAGCCUUUGCGUCCUCCCCGUCCUUUAAGGCCCUUGAAAGCACUGUCUCAAUAGAUAUCCAGAAUCCAGACGGUGUGGUGGUUAAACAAAUCUCCACGAGCAGAGCCACUGGUGGAGUCUUUGCAGACACUUUUCCUCUCUCUGAAAUUGUCAAUGAAGGAACAUGGAUAGUGACUGCAAAGUUUGACCACUGGCAGCAGAACACAUUCACCUCUCAGUUCCAGGUGAAGAAAUAUGUGCUUCCGGCCUUCAAUGUCACCUUGACACCCAGGAAGUCCUUCCUCAGCCUGGAUGACAGUGAAUUGGUAGUAGAUAUCUCGGCCAGGUACCUGUAUGGGGAGCCAGUCCAGGGGACGGCCUACGUGGUGUUUGGAGUGAAGAUCAAUCAAGAGAUGAUAAGGUUGCCUUCAGUGAAGGAGGUGUCAGAUCUGGAUAGAGGAGUUGUCAGACUGAGCAUGGAGGAGAUCAAAAGAGCUUACCCCAACAUUAGAUCUUUGGUGGGCAACUCUGUGUAUGUCAAGGCAUCUGUGCUCACCAAGUCAGGCAGUGAUCUGGUUGAAGCAGAGAAGACUGGCAUUAAAAUCGUCGAGUCGCUUUAUGUGGUAUCCUUCAAAGACAUGCCAAAGUAUUUCAAGCCAGGCCUACCCUUCGACUUCACAGUCCUGGUGAACCACCAUGAGGGUCCCCCGCCCCGUAACGUCCUGGUCAAGUUGAAUCUGCUGCAGAAGCCUGUGGUCGUCCCCUCUGGCAGCGCAAGAGUCACCAUCAACAUGCCCAGCGAUCAACUCCAACAAAUUAUCACUGCUGAGACCGCACAGCCUGACCUGAGACCAGAGCAGCAGGCCAAACAACAGAUCACUGUUCAUCCGUAUGUCACCUUUAACCCGAACCAGCAGAACUACCUUUAUAUCUCCACAGCGACCAACACGGUGUCUCUAGGAGACACACUGUCCCUGAAGCUGAGCAUAAAUACUGCAGACCCGACACACAAAGAUCUCAUUAAACACAUCACCUACCUGGUGCUGAAUAAAGGCAAAAUCAUUGUUGCUGGGCGUGUGGAUCGUGGCAGUCAGGUGUUCACCAGCAUCGGACUCAUAGUCACCCCGGAGAUGAUGCCGUCAUUCCGUUUUGUGGCGUUCUACAGUAUUCCCUGGGUGGGGCGCGAGGAGGUGGUGCCGGACUCCAUCUGGGUGGAUGUGGAAAAUUCCUGUGCUGGAGGGCUGACAGUUGGGCCGGUGGACGGCAUAGGUCGAGAAUACACGCCUGGGAAGAGUUUUAAUUUUAAGGUCAGAGGUGAUCCGGGGGCAAAGGUCAGCCUGGUGGUUGUGGACAACGCUGUGUAUCUGCUCAACAGGGACAGGCUUACACAGAAAAAGAUUUGGGACGUGGUGGAACAAGGAGACAUCGGCUGCACCCGAGGGGGAGGCAGAGAUGCUACUGCAGUGUUCUCAGAUGCAGGACUGCUCUACUCCUCCAACACCGGGUUUAAAACCCAAACCAGACAAGUCCUGCAGUGUCCAGGCAGUGCCAGAAGGAGGCGCUCUAUUGAACAGUUGCAGCGUAAAGUCCAGCUGGAGAGUCAUUACAAAGAGAAGCUGGAACGUCGCUGCUGUAGGGACGGCCUCAGGGAGAUUCUCAUGCCGUACUCCUGUACACGACGCUCCCUCUACAUCACAGAGGGCUGGGAGUGCAUGCGGGCCUUCCGCUACUGCUGCGCCACUUACAGGAACCAAGUAUUUGACACCCAGAUUCCCACCACCCCACCACCUAUAACCACAGCUCCCCCCACCACCUCCUCUCCAACCUGGCACACUGCAGUACUUGUUGAAAGCUUGGAUUUCCACAUAGAACGGCCACGUUUUCAUGCACGGCUUGGACGGCCUGGAAUGCUUGGACCUGAACUGCACAUACAAGGGAGGGAGUUAGUGUACGAAGAAGAGGAGGAGGAGGAGGAGGAAGAGUGGGAGUACCUGGAUGAGACUCAAGUGUAUCUGCGAUCCAAGUUCUACGAGUCUUGGCUGUGGAUGGAUGUUAAGCUGCCCAUCCAGGCAGAGACAGACGGGUUGGCGUCUAUGAACGUGGCUAAUCCCUUACCUGACAGCAUCACUGAAUGGGGAGUCCUGGCCAUUAGUGCAUCACCCCAUACAGGUUUCUGUGUUGCCGAGCCGUACAAUGUCAGAGCAUGGAAGCGUUUCUUUGUUGACCUGAAGCUGCCAUAUUCAGUGGCGAAGAAUGAACAGGUCGAGAUUAAAGCCGUCAUCCACAACUACGGCUACGACGAACUGCAUGUGAGGGUGGUGUUGAUGAAGACGGAGGGCAUGUGCAGCAUAGCCUUUAAAGACAGACACACACAGGAAGUGACGCUGUCGGCCGGCUCUUCUGUUGUGGUGCCUUACACCAUCGUACCACUGGUGGUGGGGAAGCUUCCUCUGGAGGUGAUGGUGGUCGGCAGAGACAUGAUGGGAGGAGACCGCAUACAGAAACAUUUACGGGUGGUGGUGGAUGGAGUUCAGAAGACUGAAGUAUGGAGUGCAGUGUUGAACCCAGCUGCUGAAGGAGGAGUGCAGACGGUUCGUGUGGGCCAGAUCGAACUAGAGUCAGUUGUGCCGAACUCAGUGCCAGAGACAUUCAUCAAUGUCAGAGGUAAUGUGUUGGCAGACAGCAUUGAUAACUCCAUCAGUGAGGACUCUUUGGCCUCUCUGAUCCAGAUGCCUGGCGGCUGCGUGGAGCAGAACCUGGCCAGCAUUACUCUGCCGCUCAUCGCCACCCUCUACCUGGACCGAACCAGCAGCUGGGACAGUGUAGGGGUGGAGCGCAAGGCUGAGGCUCUCCGGUACAUCAGGAGAGGCUAUGAGAACCAGCUAGCCUACAGAAAGAGUGAUGGCUCGUACCCCCCCUACAGCAGAGAAGGCGCAAGUACAUGGAUCACGGCAUACGUGGUGAAAGUUUUCUCCAUGGCUAACUCCAUCGUUGGCAUCAACGAGCAGCAAGUGUGUGACCCUCUGCUCUACCUGGCGAAGAACAAACAGCGUUUUAAGGGGAACUUCGUAGAGGACAACCCAGUUUACAGCACUACCAUGACUGGUGGUCUCCGUGGCGAUGACCCUGAGACAACCCUGACGGCCUUCGUCCUCAUAGCGCUCGCUGAAGCCAAGCAGGCAGGAAUCAGCUGCAACGAUUUAAACACGAACUUAGAGUUAGUUAUCAGUAAUACAGCUGGAUACCUGAGUAGAGCGCUGGUGAAGACGGGGAGGAGACCGUACACUGUGGCUAUCGCCUCCUAUGCGCUGGCUCUGCUGGGGAAUACUGGACUCUACAACCUGAAACAAAUUUUACUGAGUGCUGCAGCUCGAGGUGGAAGCCACUGGCCUGACAGUCAGAACAGCUUGUUCAGCUUGGAGGCGACCGGCUACGCCCUGCUGGCUCUUGUCAAGUUGGGACACCUGGAGGAAGCUGCACAGCCAUUUAAAUGGCUGAACAGCCAGAGGAGGAGAGGAGGCGGCUUCGGCUCCACUCAGUCCACCAUGGUGGUGCUCCAGGCGCUGUCAGAGUACCUGAUUAACAAACCUCCUCCUGUUGACCUCAGUCUGGAUGUGGAUGUAAGGAUAAAAGGACGCAAGGAAAUCCGCUACCAUUUCAACCCCAAGACUGCCUACGCUGCUCGUUCCUCCAAAUUGCCUGCUAAUCUUGAUUUGGAAGUGGAGGCUCGAGGAAAUGGACAGGGCAUACUGGAGGUUGUGACCAAUUACAACCAGCUACAUGAUGUUGAUGAGAAAAUGCCCUGCAAGCACUUUGAGCUCAACGUCACUAUUGAAGAAUCCAGCGAAAAAACUCCAGCAGAUGUAGAAAAAUCCUAUCAGAUGACCAUCAAAGUGAGGGCUUUAGGACCCAGAGAUGUCAGGAUGGUGGUUCUGGAUAUAAGUCUGCCCACUGGCUUCACCCCAGAAAACUCAGACCUGGAGAUGUUGUCAAACUCUGUGGACCGUUACAUCAAUAACUUCCAGAUUGUUGAUAACCUGAGUGACAGAGGCUCCCUGAUCAUCCAUCUGUUCAAGGUGUCUCACAAAGAGCCAGAGAUCCUGGUGUUCAGGCUUCAGCAGAACUUUAAGGUCGGCCUCCUCCAGCCAUCCACCGUUACUGUCUAUGAGUAUUACAGCCCAGAUCACCGCUGCAGUCGUACCUACACUCCCAGAGAGGACACAGAGCAGCUCACACGGAUCUGUAGGGACAACGUCUGCCGCUGCACGCAGGGAGACUGCUGUGUCUCCAAAACCGACGGUGAAAACUUCCCCAACAAAGAAAGAGAGACGUUUGCCUGCAAGUCUUUACACCACGUUUUCCAGGUGAAGGUGCUGAGUGUCAGCCAGAGUUACUACGACAAAUAUGAGAUGGAGAUCACACAAGUUAUCAAGCUGGGUGUGGAGGAUGGUAUUGAAGUGGGCCAGAAGAGGAUUUUCAUGUCUCAUGGAGGCUGCAGAGAUGAACUCAACCUGAAGCAGGGCUCCCAGUACCUCAUCAUCGGCCCCAAAGACGACCAGUGGAACACUGACACCGACACAAACAGAUUCAUCUACAUGUUAGGAAAGGACACCUGGGUGGAACGCUGGCCUUUGUCUGCAGAGUGCUCCAGCAAUCCCAGCCUGCAAGCGAAAUGCAAGAGCCUUCAAGAUACUGCAGAUGAACUAUCUGUCAACGCCUGCAGGCUAUAGAGGUGUCUGAGCAGCAACUGUGCACCAGUCUCCUCUGCCCAAAGAUGGUUAAAAAAUCACUGAGUUCAUGAUUAUUUUAACCCAGCCUGUACAGUAAAGACAUUCAACAAGUUGUGUUUUCACUGUGGAAAUAAGAACUGUAAGUGGAGCUAGUUAUAGAAACGUAAGUGUAAAGUUGUUCUCUACCGUAAUGAUAUAUUAAGAAUGAGGAACUAAAUGCCACUGGCAGCAAAAAGAGUAAUAAAAACACACUAAACAGCCUCCUCAAAGGGUUUAUAGCUUUUAUAGAAUGAUUAACAAUAAGAAAAGGAAAUUAAUUGAUAAAUGAUUUAAAGCAAACUUCUUAGGUUCUAUUUAAGUCUGUCAAUUUGCAUUCUCUUUGAUUGGUCUGUCCUAAGAAAUAUAUAAAAUCAGCGGUUUUCUGCAUGAAUAAACAAACUACUUAAGAUAUA